This is a messenger RNA of Cajanus cajan (pigeon pea), 1099 nucleotides long. RefSeq names its product basic chitinase (gene HCHIB). The record is from RefSeq and is a predicted model, not a curated record. Gene Ontology annotation, biological process: defense response to fungus; chitin catabolic process; carbohydrate metabolic process. NCBI's taxonomy places the organism in Eukaryota, Viridiplantae, Streptophyta, Magnoliopsida, Fabales, Fabaceae. Gene Ontology annotation, molecular function: chitin binding; chitinase activity.
AUGCAGAUGCAGUGGUAAGUGAAUUAAUCGAAAUGGAAAUGAGGAUAGUGUUAUGCGUACUGACCUUGUCUGUGGUGGGAAGCUGGGCAGAGCAAUGUGGAAGGCAAGCAGGGGGUGCUCUGUGCCCCGGUGGUCUCUGCUGCAGCCAAUUCGGGUGGUGUGGCUCCACCCCUGACUACUGCGGGAAAGAUUGCCAAAGUCAAUGCGGUGGUACUCCUUCUCCCGGUGGUGGUGACCUUCCUAGCAUCAUCUCCAGGAACACCUUCGACCAGAUGCUCAAACAUCGCAAUGACGGAAACUGCCAAGGGCAUGGCUUCUACUCCUACGACGCAUUCAUCGCCGCCGCCAAGGCGUUCCCAGCCUUUGGAACCACCGGAGACACGGCCACACGCAAGAGAGAAAUCGCCGCUUUCUUUGGCCAAACAUCGCACGAAACAACCGGAGGGUGGGCCACCGCACCUGACGGACCCUACGCAUGGGGAUACUGCUUCCUUCGGGAACAAAACCCUAGCGCAUACUGCUCCCCCUCCGCACAAUACCCUUGCGCUCCAGGGAAGCAAUACUACGGUAGAGGACCCAUCCAAAUCUCAUGGAACUACAACUACGGACAGUGCGGAAAUGCAAUCGGCGUCGACUUGCUCAACAACCCUGACCUAGUCGCCACUGACGCCGUCAUCUCCUUCAAGACUGCCAUCUGGUUCUGGAUGACGCCGCAGUCGCCCAAGCCUUCCUCCCACGACGUCAUCACCGGUCGGUGGACUCCCUCCGCCGCCGAUCAGUCCGCCGGCCGCCUCCCCGGCUACGGCACUGUGACGAACAUCAUCAACGGCGGCCUCGAGUGCGGCAGAGGCCAGGAUGGCAGGGUGCAGGAUCGCAUCGGCUUUUACAAGAGAUACUGUGACUUGCUCGGAGUUGGUUACGGCAAUAACCUGGAUUGCUUCUCGCAGAGGCCAUUUGGCAAUUCCCUUCUCCUCGACGCUGCCAUCUAAUCUAAACACACUCCACUCUCUUCUCUCGUCUCUCCUAUCAUGAGACCAGACUACUACCUACAAUAAAAAUCAAAUCCAUCAAUAAAUAUAUUAACAAUUUCUUCCUUCUA